CCGUUCCCCAAGUCUGGCUUAUCCCAAUUCCCCACCGUCCUAAUUUCUUGUAUAAAACCAUGCAAAAUUGAGCCCAUUUUGGAUGUGCACCUGCAACAACUUCCAACACAUUCAUCCAUGGAGGCUAACACAAUUACAUGGCUCUCUCUCUCGCUUCUCUUCACUCUUAGUCUUAUUUACAAACUCAGAAAACAAAGCCCCAGAAGGUGUCCACCCAGCCCACCAUCGCUUCCUCUCAUCGGCCACCUUCAUCUCCUCAAACAACCUUUCCACAGAGUGCUGCAGGAUCUCUCCGACAAACACGGUCCAAUUUUAUCCCUUUCAAUCGGUUCCCGUCCCAUGGUGGUUAUUUCCUCCCCGACCGCUGUCCGCGAGUGCUUUACCAAAAACGACAUCGCCUUCGCCAACCGCCCUCGCUUGCUUUCUGGGAAGUACAUGAACUACAACUACACCGGUGUGGCUGUUGCCUCCUACGGCCACCACUGGCGCAACAUGCGCCGCAUAGCCACCACAGAGCUACUCUCCAACCACCGCCUAAACGCGUAUCUCAAUAUCCGAGUGCAAGAGCUCAAAUUAUGGGUCAAGAAUUUGUACGGCGAGACAGGGGAAAGUAGUGAUUUUGUUCGCUUGGAGAUGCAGUCCAAAUUGAACGAGCUUUCUUUUAAUACUGUUAUGAGGAUGGUGAGUGGGAAACGUUACUUUGGUGUAGAUGUUGAGGAUGUUGAGGAAGCUAGGGAGUUUAGGGAGAUCAUGAAGGAGCUUCUUCACUUAAGUGGGGCGUCGAAUCCAGCUGAUUUUUUGCCCAUUUUGAGACUCUUUGAUUAUCAAGGACUUGAGAAGAGGAUGGUGAAAGCCAGUGGUCGAGCUGAUUUAUUCCUACAAAAUCUGAUUGAUUGCGAGCGGGAAAGGCGAGCUUCUCGUUGGCCGGAGGAAAAACAUGGAAACAAGACCAUGAUUCAGAGCCUGCUAUCCUUCCAAGAAUCUCAACCUCAAUAUUACUCCGACGAUAUCAUCAAGGGUCAUGUUCUGACGAUGUUGGCUGCGGGUACUGAUACAACUACAGGAACAAUAGAAUGGGCGAUGUCGCUGCUUCUGAAUCAUCCCACGAUAAUGGAUAAAGCUUGGAGCGAGAUAAGAGAGUGCGUUGGGGAGAGUCGGCUGGUGGAGGAAGGCGAUGUUAGCAGCCUAAAAUACGUGGAAGCCAUAAUCUACGAGACUCUUCGACUGUUUCCAGUAGCUCCUCUGUUGGUGCCACACGAAUCCUCUGAAGAGUGUAGAAUUGAAGGAUUUGACAUACCCAAAGGCACGAUGCUAUUGGUGAAUGCAUGGGCCAUCCAUAGGGACCCUCAACUGUGGGAGGAUCCCACUAGCUUCCGACCUGAGAGGUUUCUGAAUUGGGAAGCUGCCGAGUCCCACAAAUGGGUGCCGUUUGGAGUGGGGAGGAGGGCUUGUCCUGGGGUUGCCCUCGCCCACCGUGUCGUGGGCUUGACAUUGGCCACUUUGAUUCAGUGCUUUGAGUGGCAGAGAGUUGGCGAAGAGCCCAUAGACUUGUCCGAGGGAACUGGAAUCACUAUGCCCAAAGCCAUACCUCUGGUGGCAAUGUGCAGAGCCCGUAGCUCCAUGCUUCAUUUACUCUCUCCGCUUUGAUUUUACAACGUGGCUACUUCAAAAUA
Molecule: messenger RNA, 1673 nt
Organism: Cucurbita moschata (crookneck pumpkin)
Lineage: Eukaryota; Viridiplantae; Streptophyta; Magnoliopsida; Cucurbitales; Cucurbitaceae
Product: isoflavone 3'-hydroxylase-like
Exons: 3
Coding region: 118-1647 (509 amino acids)
Molecular function (GO): iron ion binding; monooxygenase activity; oxidoreductase activity, acting on paired donors, with incorporation or reduction of molecular oxygen
Source: RefSeq, a predicted model, not a curated record